GGCUGUGUCAUGAAUAUAUGGCACCACCUACUGAAUCACCCUCGGAAACAGUGUUGCAGAAUGACAAGGUUCCCAGCUUCCCUAUAUAAUGGUACAGACUCAGUGUUCAACAUAGAAGCUGAACCGAAGCUGACCUACCUACAGUUCUAUAUCUCAGAGAAAGAAACAUGCAAUCCUCCAUCGCCCUCCUGUGCCUCGUUGUCCUGGUGUGCGUGCACUCCACCGUGACCGACACCCUAGACACCCAGGACACCCACCUGUCACGUCAUAGACGGGUGAGGUCUGUGGGUGACAUCGUGGACGGACUGACAACCAAGUUCGGUAAAUAUCUGUCAUCUGUUUUCGACGUGGACGAGGACGACUUCAAGGACAUCCUCAAGGCGCUGGGGAAACUGAAGUUGGCGGUACUGAAGGCACUCCUGAAUAAAUUCUUUGACUUGAAGGACAAACACCACGAUUUUGGAAGCGCAGAAAAUUUCCAGAGAGUGUCCCAAAUGAUGGAAUCCUUGGAGGCGGAUAUUCAACAGCAGGAGACAACCAGCGGUGUCACUCAGGACACCCAACUGUCCCGCCCUGUGGAUGGCAUCGUGGACGGACUGACCACCAAGUUCAGUAAAUAUCUGUCAUCUGUUUUCGACGUGGACGAGGACGACUUCAAGGACAUCCUGAAGGCGCUGGGGAAACUGAAGUUGGCGGUACUGAAGGCACUCCUGAAUAAAUUCUUUGACUUGAAGGACAAGCACCACGAUUUUGGAAGCGCAGAAAAUUUCCAGAGAGUGUCCCAAAUGAUGGAAACGUUGGAGGCGGACAUUCAACAGCAGGAGGCAUCCAGCGGGGCGCCUGCAGCUUACGUUACCAUGACGUCAUUGACAAUUCCACUGCUGCCAGUGAUAGCUAAAGUUUUAAACUGAUCUGUCAGGAAUAUGUUAUAUUGUGUGUUGAUG
This is a messenger RNA of Haliotis rufescens (red abalone), 944 nucleotides long. RefSeq lists its product as uncharacterized. Bases 168 to 911 code for a protein of 247 amino acids. Lineage: Eukaryota; Metazoa; Mollusca; Gastropoda; Lepetellida; Haliotidae. The transcript has 3 exons. The record is from RefSeq and is a predicted model, not a curated record.